This is a messenger RNA of Alternaria incomplexa, 846 nucleotides long. RefSeq lists its product as uncharacterized. Gene Ontology annotation, cellular component: mitochondrion. The transcript has 3 exons. The record is from RefSeq and is a predicted model, not a curated record. Lineage: Eukaryota; Fungi; Ascomycota; Dothideomycetes; Pleosporales; Pleosporaceae. Bases 1 to 846 code for a protein of 281 amino acids.
AUGGCGGAGGACAUUGGUCUGCUGCAAAAUACUAUCGUGAGGGCGCCAUUCUUGGACGUGUACAAUGAAUCGCCCGGCCUCGGAGGGGUCCUGAGAUAUUACUGGGAGAUUGUCAAGCAAAAGGCAACAGGUCUCUACUCACGAUACUACUACCGCGAUUGCAUCCAGAAGUCCGGCUGGACAAAAUAUCUACCCGUCGACCUCUUCCAUAACACACAAUACAAAGUCCUAGCCAAGAGAUACUACCAGCACAUCUACAGAAGCUUCGCCUCAGGCAACGUAACGCCCCUCAAGCAAGUAUGCCUACCACCCCUCGUAAAGAAACUCAAGCAACGAAUCGCCGCCCGCGGCAAGACGACCCUGAAAUGGAACCUGCACGAAUUCAAAUCCGCGCGCGUAAUGAGCCACCGCGCGUCGCCCUUGGGCGAGCAGACACCAGACACAGCGUACAGACAAGUCGUUGUACGCCUCGUAUCCGUUCAAUCCGUCGAACGGUCUACGCCGACAUCGCCCAAAAUUUCCAAGUCUCCCAUAUCUGCUGCUCGGCUACCCUGGGUUCCAGAUGCUGCGCGCCAACGAGCGGAAAAGGCACGUCAACAGAGGCAAAAAUUCGAGGAUGAAGGGGAGACGGAGAAGCCGGUCGCCAAGAGCGACGAGGCGUUUAUCGAUAAUGGAGUUAAGAAGACUGUAGUCGAGUAUCUGGUGUUGCAAAAGAGAGUCAUCAAGGGUACGGAGGAGGACUGGAAGGUCUGGGGCUUCACCGAGGCGUCCACGCCGAGUGUGCUUGCGAGAGAAGAGCUGUAUUGGUCGCAGAUGCUGAACGUACAGGCUGGUGGUGCUGUAUAG